Messenger RNA from Lathyrus oleraceus (garden pea), 1044 nucleotides. RefSeq lists its product as uncharacterized. NCBI's taxonomy places the organism in Eukaryota, Viridiplantae, Streptophyta, Magnoliopsida, Fabales, Fabaceae. The record is from RefSeq and is a predicted model, not a curated record. The transcript is spliced from 4 exons. The coding region runs from base 1 to 1044 and encodes 347 amino acids.
AUGCACCUAACUAACGAGGAUCUUAGAGCAGAUAGAACUGAAAUGCAACAACUCUUGAAACUGUUGGAUGAUAAUAGUUAUGUGUCUAGGUACCGAACGUGCAAAAAUGGAGUUACUGUUGAAGAUAUAUUUUGGACUCAUCCUGAUUCCAUAAAAUUGUUCAACACAUUUCCUACUAUGCUCACACUUGAUUCUACCUACAAGACCAGCAAGUAUAGACUUUCAUUGUUAGAGAUGAUUGGUGUUACCUCAACUGAAAAGAUAUAUUUUAUUGGGUUUGCAUUUCUUGGGUGUGAAAAAAAAGGACAGUUUUACUUGGGCCUUAGAUGUGUGUCAGACAUUGUUGAAGGACCAAGGAAAGUGUGUGAAAACUAUCCUGAUUUGUUGAAAUAUGUUGAAAGCACAAUUCUUGACCAGUUGGGAAAUAGUAAGGGUGGUUUGUGUAGAGAUUGGGACUUUGGAAACCAUAUGAUUCAAAACCAACAUAAUGAGAUACACAUAUCAUUUGGUCGGAGCAUCACAGUCUUGGAACACAGAUUUAAAGACAACACUCUUUAUUCUCAAUUGGUGAAACUUGGUGAUUCAAUAAGAAUGAGUGAGGUUUGCACUCAUUGGAAGAGACUUAGGUUUGAUGAGGAUGGUGUCAUGAAUGAAGAUAAAUCGAAUAUAAUUAUUUUGACCGAAUGGGAAGUGAUACAAGAGAGAUUUUUGGAAGCCAAUGACAACAUUAAAAUCCACAUCGAAAAACAAUUGAGGAAGAUUGUCUAUCUGGAAACCACCGACAUGAAACCGCUCUCUCAACCAGUAAAAACAAAAGGUGCUCCGAAGAAAAUGAAGUCUACAUCGAAUGACAAUUCAACUACACAGUCACCUUCAUAUUUUGAGCAUGUUGAAAAAGUUUUUUCCGACUCACCAACUCCAAAAUCUAAAAAAAAAAGUGUUGUCAAAGGAAUUCGCAUUAGCAAACCACCUCAUACGUUGCUUCCACCAAAGAUUAUAUUCAUUGACGAGAUGUCUAUUUUUAUGCACAAAUACAUCGAGUGA